Molecule: messenger RNA, 8394 nt
Organism: Notolabrus celidotus (New Zealand spotty)
Lineage: Eukaryota; Metazoa; Chordata; Actinopteri; Labriformes; Labridae
Gene: zswim5
Product: zinc finger, SWIM-type containing 5
Exons: 16
Coding region: 79-3567 (1162 amino acids)
Cellular component (GO): Cul2-RING ubiquitin ligase complex
Source: RefSeq, a predicted model, not a curated record
UGUGCGUGUAGUCGGCUUCCUGCUGCUGCUGCUCCGGGUCCACACACCGUCCGUCUCGUCAGUGUUGAUCGGCUCGCCAUGGCGGAAGGACGCAGAGAACAUCCCCAUCCUCUCCUCUCCUUACCUCCGGCCAGCAAGCGACCCUGCCUGCGCCCUGCUCCCCGAGGUCCCGGACCGGGGCCCGGACACACCAGCGGCUUGCCCAGCUCCCGGUACCGUUCUCCGGAGUCUCUCCUGGACUGCGCCGCGAAAGCAGUCGCGGAAAAGUGGGCCUUCGAGAGAGUGGAGGAGCGCUUCGAGCGGAUCCCGGAGCCCGUCCAGCGCCGCAUCGUGUACUGGUCUUUUCCGCGUAACGAGAAGGAAAUAUGCAUGUACUCUUCGUUUCAGUGCCGAGUCGCCGGCGAGGAGGGUCCGUCGGCGGCUACCGGCGGCGGGGCAGGGGGUGCGGGGUCCGGAGCUACAACCGCCGGCGGUGGUGGCGGAGGAUCUACCGCCGGUACGACUGCUGCUGCCGUGGGGGCAGCUGGAGCUGUGGGGACCGGGGACGGACUGCCUUUCCGCCGGGGUAUCAGGCUGCUUGAGACCGGCUGUGUGGAAAACGUAUUACAAGUCGGGUUUCACCUCAGCGGCACAGUAACUGAACCCGCCACGCCGUCGGAGCCCGAGGUCACUCACAAGGUGGCCAUCAGCUUCGACCGAUGCAAGAUCACCUCCGUCACGUGCGGUUGUGGGAACAGAGACAUUUUCUACUGCGCCCAUGUGGUGGCGCUCUCUCUUUACCGGAUUCGCAAACCAGAACAGGUGAAGCUGCGGUUGCCAAUCUCAGAGACGUUGUUCCAGAUGAACAGAGACCAGCUGCAGAAGCUGGUUCAGUAUCUGAUCACAGCCCAUCACACCGAGGUGCUCCCCACUGCUCAGAAACUGGCCGACGAGAUCCUGUCCUCCAACUCUGAAAUCAACCAGGUCCAUGGUGCUCCGGACCCGACAGCAGGCGCCAGCAUUGACGAUGACAACUGCUGGCAUCUGGACGAGGAUCAAGUGAGGGAGCAGGUCAAACAGUUUCUGUCGCAGGGAGGAUACUACGGCUCGGGGAAGCAGCUCAACUCCAUGUUCGCUAAGGUGAGGGAGAUGCUGCGAAUGCGAGACUCCAACGGCGCCCGAAUGCUGACACUCAUAACGGAACAGUUUAUGGCAGACCCCCGCCUGUCGCUAUGGAGACAGCAGGGCACGGGCAUGACCGACAAGUGCCGGCAGCUCUGGGACGAGCUUGGUGCAUUGUGGGUAUGCGUAGUCUUAAACCCUCACUGUAAAAGCGAGGAGAAGACCAGCUGGCUGAAGCAGCUAAAGAAAUGGGGCGACAUGGACGUAUGCCCGCUGGAGGACGGCAACUACGGCAGUGAGCUUCCCAACAUCACAAACGCUCUGCCACAGAGCAACCUGGCUCAGGACUCUCUGUCCAGGCCGAGGAGGACGGUGUUUAGCCGAGCAGUCGAGGCCUGCGACCUCCACUGGCAGGACAGCCACCUGCAGAGGAUCAUCAGCAGUGACCACUACAUGUCUCCGUCCUAUCAGAGGGAGGGGGAGAGCCUGCUGUUCAACCCACAGGGGCUGCCACUCUGGCUAGACCACGUCCCAACGGCCUGCGCUCGUGUGGACGCCCUGCGUUCUCAUGGUUACUCAAGGGAAGCCCUGCGAUUGGCUGUGGCCAUCAUCAAUACACUCCGCCUCCAGCAGCAGAGACAGAUGGACAUCUACAAACACCAAAAGAAAGAGCUUCUCCAGAGAGGCGUGACCUCCACCACCAACCUGGAGGGCUGGGUGGGUCAUCCUUUAGACCCGAUUGGCUGCCUGUUCAUCACACUAACAGAAACCUGCCGUGUGGACGACGAUAACUCCAUGGACACUGGAGAUGGAGACCCCAGGCCUCCCAUCUACCAUCAUGUACCUGUGUGGGGCAGUCCUGACGGGGCGGAGUCCUACCUGACACUGGCCUUAGAGGUGGCUCUGAUGGGAAUGGGCCAGCAGAGGAUCAUGCCGGAGGGUCUCUACGCUCAGGAUAAGGUGUGUCGUAAUGAGGAGCAGAUUGUCGUGAAACUUCAAGAACUGGAGCUGGAUGACCCUCUGGUCCAGACUCUUCGGAAACAGGCCAUACAGCUGCUCGAAGCUGGUCCGUUCAGCGGACUGGGUGAGGUCAUCCAUAGGGAGAGCGUUCCCAUGCACACCUUCGCCAAGUACCUCUUCUCUGCUCUGCUGCCUCAUGAUGCAGACCUGGCGUACAAGGUGGCUCUUCGUGCAAUGAGACUGCCGGUGCUGGAGUCGUCAGCAGGCUCCGGGGACAUGGGCCACCCUCAUCAUGGUAUCUCCAUAGUCCCCAGCAGAUACCCGCGCUGGUUCACACUAGGACAUCUGGAGUCUCAGCAGUGUGAGCUGGCCUCGACCAUGCUCACUGCUGCAAAAGGUGACAUGUUGAGGUUGCGGACAGUAUUGGAGGCGAUCCAGAAAAACAUCCACUCUUCUUCUUUAAUCUUCAAACUCGCCCAAGACGCCUUCAAGAUCGCCACACCGGCAGACAACCCACCUGAUAUCACUCUGCUCAACGUGGCUCUGGAGCUCGGCCUACAGGUGAUGAGGAUGACUCUGUCCACACUGAACUGGAGGAGGAGGGAGAUGGUUCGCUGGUUGGUGACCUGUGCGACUGAAGUCGGUCUUCGGGCGUUGGUGAGCAUCUUGCAGAGUUGGUACACCCUCUUCACACCCACUGAGGCCACCAGCAUCGUGGCAGCCACCGUCAUGUCCCACAACACCAUCCUGCGCCUCAGCCUGGACUACCCGCAGCGGGAGGAGCUUGCCAGCUGUGCUCGGACCCUGGCCCUGCAGUGCGCCAUGAAGGACCCUCAGAACUGCGCUCUGUCAGCCCUGACACUCUGCGAGAAGGACCACAUCGCCUUCGAGACGGCCUACCAGAUCGUGAUCGAUGCAGCAUCCACUGGUAUGACCUACUCCCAGCUGUUCACCAUCGCCAGGUACAUGGAGCACAGAGGAUACCCGCUGCGCUCCUUCAAGCUGGCCUCCCUCGCCAUGACACAUCUUAACCUGGCGUACAACCAGGACACUCACCCAGCCAUUAACGACGUGCUCUGGGCCUGCGCGCUCAGCCACUCGCUUGGAAAGAAUGAGCUCGCAGCCAUUAUCCCUCUAGUGGUGAAAAGCGUGCACUGCGCCACGGUGCUGUCUGACAUCCUCCGCCGCUGCACCAUGACAGCGCCGGGUCUCGCAGGCAUUCCUGGGAGAAGGAACUCUGGGAAGCUGAUGUCAACAGACAAGGCGCCACUGCGGCAGCUCCUGGACGCCACAAUUUCAGCCUACAUCAACACCACGCACUCCCGACUGACGCACAUCAGUCCGAGGCACUACGGAGAGUUCAUUGAGUUCCUGAGCAAAGCACGGGAGACUUUCCUGCUGGCACAGGACGGACACAUUCAGUUCGCCCAGUUCAUAGACAACCUGAAACAGAUCUACAAGGGCAAAAAGAAACUGAUGAUGUUAGUCAGGGAGCGCUUCGGCUGACCUAACCCCGCCCUCAAAAAGGACCCUCUUCUUGGGAAGUAGUUAAACUUAUUUGUUUCUAUUUAAGGUUUUUUGCAUUCUUUGUAUUUUUACUUCUUUCGUUGAGCCAUUUGUUGACUAAGUCUUAAAUUUUUUGUCCUGUUUUGUUGUUUGUUUCUUGAAUGUGAACCAGGAAGUGUUCGCAGUGCAUUGCUCUACUUUAUUGAGACAGCAAAAAGAGGGAAGCCGGCUUUAAAUGUCAAAGAAAAAGGAAGAACGAAGCUUUUACCCCUUUCUAACUCAUGUUAAACUUUUAAUGUAAAAGUCGAAAAGAUUGUGAUGAAAACAAACAAAAAGGAACUUUUGUUUCGUGGUGGCACAUGACGAUUGAAAAACCAAAAGCUUUUGUUGGACUUUGAGCCAGAAGACACUUUCAGCUGGUGUUAGGAAGAAGAAGAAAAAGAAGAAGUUUUAAAGUGAACACAUCAUUCCAAAAAGAAAGGAAAACCCACUGAGGUCAAAAACACACAAAGUGUUACUUUCAUACCUCGACUGUAUUAUUUGUCAGCUUUAACUUCUCUAACAGAAAUGGGCUCAUGUUUCCUUCAGGGCAUCUUAGAGUAGAGAGGGGUGAAUACAGAAACACACACAUGUGGUUUCUCUUUACCAACAGGUGUACAAACUUGACUAAAGCCACAGUAGACUAGCUCAAACCCUCCACACCUGCUGGUCAGAGCUUUUCUUUCACAGACGAAGAAUCACGUCGCCUGAGAGUACAUCUUUCAGGAUGUUAUAGCAAAGGUAGACUAGUUGAGGCUCCACGUGCACAUACAUUUACACAGUAUAUCUCCUUUGUACUCCUUGAGGCUUAUCAACAGUGACAUUACACAACUGUGAUGAAAGGUGUGGUCACAGUAUUCCCAUCUCCAGACACCACCAACUGUAACGCUGCCUGUGGCCAAAACCUUUGAAAUCUCUGGUCCUCUUUCCCUCACUAGAUCAAGAUUCAGUCAAAAGCAAUAUAAGUCAUGUCUGAGCUUCACUUUUAUCACCUCGCGGCAUUAAUUUCACCCUCUUGCAUUCAGCGAGGAAGCUUUGGAUCAUAAUGGUUGAUUUCAUUGACUGUUGGCUGUUAACUCUGCCUGAAGCUGAAGCUCCUUUUCCAUCCCAAGAACAUGAGCAGGAACUAAGAACUUUAGUGAUAGUUUCUCUGAACUUCAAAUGAAGCAAGGUGGUUUAUUUUUCACCGUCGCUGUGUGGUGACCUGUGCUCUAGUUCAGUGGUUCCCAAAGUGGGUGUCGGGACCCCUUGGGCGGUCACAAGAUGCCUUCCAAAAAUCUAUAAAAACUUAGAAUGAUCUAAAAUUGCAUCUUUUAUCCUUUUCUUAUAAAAACAUACAAAAUGUGUAGCCUAAGGAAAUUAUCCUGCUAUAGCCUUCUUUAAAUUGCAAAGAUAUCUGUAGGUUUUGGGAUUGGCCUACUAGUUUUGUGAGCAACAUUCAACCACAUCAGGACAGUGGGGGUCUCCAGUCUCUGGCAUUCUUAUUUGGGGGUCACAGAUUGAACCGUUUGGGAACCCCUGCUCUAGUUAUUGCUCAUUGGUCAAGCUACCACUAUUAUUAUUCUGUACGGACUUAAUCAUCAAGACAAUAAACUGAACAUCCUUAAUGAUAAGGAUAAAAUCUCUGCCUUUGUCCAACAUUUUAGUUUACCAAAAUGUAUUUCUCCAACUAUAUUAGCUUCAUUUGGCUAACUAUAUAAAUUUACUGUGAAGUGAGUCACAGUGUCAGUCAUGAUUUGCACAGCAAAGCUAGCAUUUUUCAGCCAAAAGCUAAACAUUUGGCUGAGCAACAAUAACUGACACAGUUAGCAGCUAGCAGAUGAAGAAAGUUCAUGAUUCUGAAAUUCAGUGAAAUAUUUCCAUAAUACUUUAUUUCAAUUUUUUUACUUAGAGCUAACAUUGCUACAUUUCUGCUAGAUGUGUAAAUUAGCAUACUAUGGCAACCUGGUGGGCCCAGUAAACUCUGCAACACCUCUUAGCAUUAUGUUGCUAAGUAUUUAGAAAAAAAUCUUCCCCUUAAAAGUCUCAAGUUGAGUCUCACACUGCUUUGUAUUUCGGCUUCAAACCACAAAACUUAGCUACGUUUGGUGAAAGUGUUAGCUGCCAAUCACCAAACAACAGACGAACAAAGUUAGCAGCUAGCUAGUGAACAUACCAGACAAUUUGGCGGGAAAAUAAAAGUCUUUAAAAUGUCGUCUGAAGUAAGUACUGGAUUAAAUUUGUGAGGUGGCAGAAAAAAUUAACUCCAUCAUGUUUCUCCAUCUGUGCCAGAUGAACAUGUUAGCAACUGUUCAGUAACAUGUUAGCAAUAGCCGGUUUUAUACUGAUAAGAUUUUACUCUAGCUGUGUUAGCUUGCUCCACUGUCCGAAGGUGACCAAAGUAAAAUAGAUGCCUGGUAGUUCAGUGACAUAAAAAAUGAAAAGGCAGAUAUUUAAAAGUUCUAAACACGCUCAUUGUUCUUGUGAUGGAAAAGGGAUGCACCUCACCUGUGGAUGCUUGUGAUCACCCUGUUUGGACAAGGGGCCUUGUCUUUGCAGACCCACAUGGCAGAAACACAAAGUACUGUAUGUUUUAUGACUUAAUCCUACAUUUUUGAGACCACAUGCCUUGGCACGCAAAGUUCUUUCUUCUUUCUGAGGGUCGUCGGUGUCCCCUCUUCUUACCCAGUAAAGAAGUGUUGUUGUUAAACGGCAGUAUACAGAGCAGCAGGAGCUUCAAUCUUUACUGGUCGGACUACACGUCAUCGUAUAAGCACUUCACACAAAUACCUCUUCAGUACGUUCCUGCCUGCUUCAGCAUUUAUUUAUUGAUUGUUGAGUAAACUGUAUGACUGAGUAAGGGAUCGCAGACACAGAAACAACACAGUAAACGAGUCAGCCUGCCGAUGACCGGAGAAUUAAACAGAAAUGGUUUUUUUUGUUUUGUUUAUUAUUUGAAUGGAGGAACAUUUUCUUGUCUGCUUUUACAUUCCACGAGAGCUACCUUCACCCACUAUCUGGGUAGUCAGCCACAACUCUGGGCCUUUUUUUUUGAUCUGAAGAAUCGCAGACGGAAGAAUGGAUGGAAAAAAAGGAUAACUGAGCAAAAGAAAGAAAAGAGAGGCUAAACUCAGUUCUCAGGGACAUCACUUAAAGAAACAAAACAAAAAGUAGUAGCAUUAAGCAUUUAAGAUAUUGUAAAUAUUAAAGUGUCAAUUCAGAAAAUUGUAAAGUUAUAAUUAUUUAUGAUAAGUAUGUUCUGUGAUUUUCUUUAUUUUUACGUUCUUUUGUUUGUUUUUGGUGGGGGUGUACUUGAACUGUUUUGGGGCGGGGGAAUUUGACAGCGUUUUUGUAAGACUUCAAGGCAUUUCUCAGGUGCUCCUGUGUACAUUUCUUUCUGUUUGUUUUUGCUAUAAUAUCUAUUUUUGUUUAGUUUUUUAUAUAUAUUUUGAUUUGCAAAGAAAAAAAAAUCUGUGUUCCUAAAGGAAGCAUGUCGUUCGGGAGAAAGGAGGGCGAGGAAGGCAUUCAUUGAUAAAACAGAUUCGUACUAAACCUUGACUAUGCAGAACCGCUCUGAUGGUCUUGUCACCUCUUAAAAUUUGCCCCCAAAAAAGCUUUCAGAAAAAGAAACAGAGUGGACUGAACCAUUGUUAAAAGAUGGGAGGGGGGGGGGGUAAAAGACAAGACCCAGCAUGCUUGUGUGUGGAUGUUGCGCAGUGGCCGGCAUACGCUGCAACAUUUAGAGGAGAAAAAAAGAAAAUGUUGGGAAAUGCCUUUGUGACCGAUCAAUGUACAAAGUUUAUUUUUGCUUUACGUCCUUAUUGUUUUUGAUUUAAUCAGGACUCAAGCCUUUAGUGUCUUCUCAGAGGUGUCGAGUGGCGGCACUGCAGUGAGACAGAACAAAACACAAAUGUCAGAGUCAGACAGAGACGGCCUGUGGAUGACCUCGUGUUAAUUUUUAUUUUUUCUUUCUAUCAACUCUCCUCAGCCCAAAAACUGGCUGACUCCACCUCCUCUGUCUCAUGGUUGUUUCCUUCUCUUAUCUUCUGUUCUUCAUCCCCUCCUCUCAUGUAGGGAGGCUUUUGGUUUGAAGCAAUGCACCAAUGUGUCAGUGAGCAGCUUUCUUCUGUUGUUACUUCUUAAAAACCACUCAUUCCAGUGCGGCAGCCUUUGCUCUGCAUAAACUUUCAAACAAAAAAAAAUCAGAUUUUCUUCUUUCAUUACUGAAAAUUGAGAAUUCAAAAAGUCUUAUUACAUUUGUUUGCUACUGAGUUAGCAUGUUGAGGCUGUUUUUUCCUGAUUCAUCCAUGACAGAGGGACAUCAUUUACUAUGUUUUAAACUUGAAAAGCUGCCUUUGUGUGAUGCAUUCACUGACAGCAUUAUAACAAAGAAGUUCAAACUCUGUUUUUCAGCCAGUUCCUGAGGUUGUCUUUUCUUUCUUUUCUUCUCCUUCGUUCUUUUGUAGGAGCGUACUAUUUGCUGGUAGAGAUCUAGUUCACCUACUGUUUCCCAGUUUGUUUUGUUUUUUGGAUUCUCUCUAAUGUAAGGGAAAUUUGAAAGUGUUUGUUGCCUCUUUGUGCUACUGAUUAUGAAAAGGUAUUUCCAGUAUUUGUUGCCACAGAAGUAUGAUAGCUUAUCAUCAACACUUGUUUUUGUUUUUGUUUUUAUUUGUAAUUUUUUGUGCAACUUCUUGAGCUACUGUCUAUAAAGCGAGAAUUUAUUACUAUUUAUGUAACGCUACUACCAUUUUAUAUUGAUUUGUGUUGGAAUCUCAGUGCUUUUCUAUGAAUAAAGUGUGAAACACGUUA